Messenger RNA from Suillus plorans, 882 nucleotides. RefSeq lists its product as uncharacterized. The transcript is spliced from 4 exons. Bases 1 to 882 code for a protein of 293 amino acids. The record is from RefSeq and is a predicted model, not a curated record. NCBI's taxonomy places the organism in Eukaryota, Fungi, Basidiomycota, Agaricomycetes, Boletales, Suillaceae.
AUGGCUUCUGGUUCAUCCUCCGUCAGCCAUCCAAUUGUCUCUUGUCCCCCACCUGUGUCACUCGUCAUCUCCGAUCGCGAGCUCGCAGACGAUGGGACAUCAGUGGUGUCGUCAUGUGUUUUGUGCAAAUACUUUGGGUAUCUGGGUGUUUCUCGGGAUUGCGUGCCAUUGUGUGACCAAUAUCCUGUCGGCUCACUACUACCUGUAGUAGCGCCGAAUCUGCGAGUGAUUGUCGAGAAUUUCGCGACAUUCACUAGAGAACAAUACGCUGAAAUUGCACGCGCUCAUUCUAUUUAUGUGUCUUCUUCGGAUCGUAAAGAUCAUGUCCAUGAUCUGCUUCGCGUCCAUGUGUGUGAGUCGCACUGUAUAUCUAAUGCAGUCGUCUUUAAGCUCUUAAAGUAUCCUAGGGCUAAUCAAUCUAAUCCUGGCUUUCCUGAGCCCUUUGAAGCGUCGUCUCGUGCGCAUCGUGCAAGUUCUAAGCGUCGUGCUCGCAUUACAGCCAGUGAUUCCGAACGUUUGGAUGUGAGAGCUGUGAAUGCUGCUCAAACCACUUUGGAUGAGUGGACAUUCCACUGGAACAUCAACAGCGGCAUAACAGACGAGACAGCAGGAAUAGCUUGCUUUGACGAGACUGGGAGGUCAUGGAUGCAAAAUAGGAAGCAAGAGAAAGUCGGCAAAUCAGAUCCUGAUUGCUGCCUGACGACGAAUAAUUGGGAUUGCGACUUUGAAAAGCCGUCCACUCGUAUGGUCUUCAAUGCCGAAAAGGAAUUCGAACAGAAGGAUGCUGUCAUUACUUCAAUAUACUUCGACAAUGAAGAUCUUGAACUUUACCUCGGUCGACUGGAGAAGACAGAGGGUGCCGAAGCUAUCCGUCUCCGGUGA